CUUACCUCAAUGGCUGUUUUGAGAUCGGACAUACAAGAAUUUUGAGAAGAUCUGUAUCACUAGAAUUGCUCUUCUCGGAUCUAAGAGAUACCAUCGACGUUGACAAUUGUCUGAUAGCUCUUGAAUGACUGGUAAUCACAAAGAACAUGGCUGCCGAGGAAAUCCAAAAGGAGAGAAGAGAGGAUGGGACGUCAAUGUGGCUGUACAAGGGUCUUCCACCAGAUGUAGGAGAGGAUGAAACAUUGGUGCAGAGUACAAGUAACCCCCAGAAAUUCAUCUCCAGCUUCAUGAAGCGGCACACUCCUGAGAAUCGCAGCUCCGAGGUGCAGCGAAUCUUGAAGCACCAAGAUGUGAUCAUGGAUGGCAUCAAGAAGAAGAAGAAGAAGCAGAAAGGAAAGAAAGGAGGCGUGAAGGAAGGGCGAGGGGGCAUUCCACAGGGGAGAGGGAAGAAGAGACUGAGCUAUAGGGAGAAAAGAAAGCUGAAGCUGUUUGAUAUUCCUGAAGAUCAGCAAAGAUAUGAGCUGUUUGAGCCUCUCCACCAGCUGUGGCUAGACUACAUGAGAGAAGCAGUGUUAGCCCACAACCCAGAAAUGAAGAAUAAGAACAUGCUGGAGUCAAGGUUGCUGAAAUGUGAGCUUCAUGGAUGUAUUUUGACAGUCACUCGCUCCAAGUGUCCAGCCUAUGUGGGCAUAUCAGGUAUCCUACUCCAAGAAACCAGAAAUACAUUCAAGGUUAUCACCAAGGAAAACAAAAUGAAAACUAUACCAAAGAGUCAAUGCUGGUUCAUGUUCACAAUCGACCAAUACGCAAUCACCAUCUACGGCCAGCACUUCUGCCAGAGAAGCAGCAUGCGAGCUGCAAAGAAAUUCAAGGCCAAAACUACCAUCGAGUUAUGACAGCGGAGAUUCUACAUCUGACUUUUAAAGA
This is a messenger RNA of Strongylocentrotus purpuratus (purple sea urchin), 927 nucleotides long. It is a transcript of the gene pop4, whose product is annotated as ribonuclease P protein subunit p29. Gene Ontology annotation, biological process: tRNA 5'-leader removal; rRNA processing. Gene Ontology annotation, cellular component: ribonuclease P complex; ribonuclease MRP complex. NCBI's taxonomy places the organism in Eukaryota, Metazoa, Echinodermata, Echinoidea, Camarodonta, Strongylocentrotidae. Gene Ontology annotation, molecular function: ribonuclease P RNA binding. The transcript has 7 exons. Bases 147 to 896 code for a protein of 249 amino acids. The record is from RefSeq and is a predicted model, not a curated record.